UGAAAUUCGUGUCGUAUUUACCCUCGUGAACGGUUUCGUCCAAAACGUGGGUUUUUGUGGUGUCCCUUUUUUUGUGGAAUGAUCGCUCUCUCAAGUCAAAUGUGGCAACCAGCGCUUCCGGGAAGGGACUUUAUUUUGUUUUUGUUUUGUUCUUUUUUUUUUUUGUUGCUACUCUUGGUCCACUGCUCCCCUGCAAAAUGUCCGCAAUUCCUGCGCAGUGAGCAGUCACCCUCCACACUCCACGUGACUCAUCGAAAUUACCGAAGCGAUCGGCGCUUGGAAGCUGAACCGAUCGUUUGGAACGGACCUUAGCAAUACCUUCCGAUAUGCUCUCGGAACGAAUGUGUCACACUGUGUGCGAGCUGUCUCUCUCUACGUUGCGAUUGCGUGAUUCACCUACCGGCUACGCCAUACAACGCUACUGCGUAAACGGACACGGGAAAAACGUGUGUUUCGUUUCGUAGCUUUUUUCGUCUUUUGUUGUUGUUGUUGUUUCCUCUCAUUAACCGGACAGCGCGAUAGUUCAAUUAGGGCGACAAAAUGAAGCCAUUCAAAAAGAAAUUACUGUGACAAACAACUAAGCAACCACAGCAACACUCUAGCCCCAGCCGCUGCUGCCAUCGGGAGAUGUGUUUUUGGGAAGCGAUAAUCAUGGGCGGGUUUUGUGUCAGAGGCACCGAAGUUUUGUUUGUUAAUGCUCCACAGAGCCCUUUGCUAAUGGAACGGAACCGUGUAUCUACGCCGAGCAAAGCGGCCGGCACACUCUUUCGCCGGUAGAUCGGAAUAAGAUCGAUGUGAAACCAGACGCUUGCCAAACGGAGAGCUUCAAACCGGUGGAAGAAUUAUCAUCAAACGAAACCAAAGUUCAUUGAAUCGGCAUCGGCACCAAAACCAUCGUUUAGCACUCAAAGGCGCGCGAGUGUAUUUAAGCCAUUUUCAAGAUUAAGGAAAGAGCUUUUGAGCAGGACUGUGUGUGUGUGUUUGUGUGUGUGCAAGUAAGAUAAAAGAAGAUCAACAGCAGCUCUCAACAAUGAAGUCAUCCCAACAAAGGGUGACCCUUGGUGUGGGACAGAUCGUGAUGCUGCUGCUGCUGCUGCUACUUGCCGGCGAUGGCGAUACGUUCAACUUAUCGCCAGUGCCGAACUACGUGUUCCGAGAGCCCAACCUGCAGCUGCAUAUGGAAAAAGGUCGAAGUUCAUACUUUGGAUAUUCGCUUAAUCUGCGCCCAGCCGGUGUGAUUGUCGGCGCACCGAGAGCCCAGUCGGAUUUGGCAACACAGCGGAAGGUGAACGAAACUGGUGCAAUCUAUCGGUGCCACUUUGCAAACGGGGAAUGUGCGCCGUACUACUUUGACAAGGCCGGCAACACGAAAGCGGAACAGUCGGACUUUGCGUACAAUUCGGAAAAGAAGGACUUCCAGAUGCUGGGCGCGGCCAUGGAUGGCCAUGGAUCCGAUGGUGACCGGUUUGUGGUGUGUGCGCCGAAAACCAUCAGCGAGCUGGUCGACUACUAUCUGCUGCACGGUAUUUGCUACGUCACAGACGGCACUGAGCAGGAGCAGGAGCCGAAGGAAAUCCGCAAGAUCAUACCGCUGCGUGCCAAAGACAAACAACUGCACAAGGAUGCGUAUGGACAGUACUACAACUACAUGUACGGCGAGCAGGGCAUCAGUGUGCACGUGACCGACGACGGGGAGGAGAUACUGAUCGGAGCGCCGGGUGUGUUCAACUGGCGCGGUACGGUGGUGCGCUACAGACGGCGCGUCAGUGAUGCGGGCGGCCUUAGCCGACGUGACGAUUGGUCUGCCCAGCAUCGUCCAACGAAUCGGCACAAGCGACAGAUCAUUCAAUACGUUAGCGACGUACCAAAUCCGUACUUUAGCACCGUUCAGGACGAUUCCUACUUCGGGUAUGCAGUCGGGUCGGGCGACUUUCGCGGGGACAAGAAGAUUCUGUACGUGGCCAGUGCCCCACAGUCCAGCGGCCAGGUGGGAGACGUGUUCAUAUUCGACAUCAUCAAUGCUGACUCGUUCUUGGAAACGCAAAUCAAGGUGCACUACACGUUUCCCGGGCAACAGCAGGGCGAAUACUUUGGGUACGCACUGUUGGCCGAAGAUUUCAACGGCGAUGGAUUUGCCGAUCUAGCAAUCGCGGCACCGAUGCAUAGCCGUUUCGGCGACCUUGACAACGGCGUCGUGUACGUGUACUGGAACGAAGGGGAACUGAAUUUCCAGCUGCAGGGGAAACUUUCCGGCAGCCAGGAAGUUGCCGGGCGUUUCGGCACGAGCCUCGCCAAGAUCGGUGACAUCAACAUGGACGGAUACAAUGAUAUUGCUGUUGGAGCCCCGUUCGAGGGAAAUGGUGCCGUGUACAUUUUCCUCGGGUCUGUGGAUGGUUUGCAGUCGAAACCGAGCCAGCGAUUAACCGCUCCGGCGAACGAGUUGCUCUCUCCCCAGCCCAUGUUCGGCUUUGCCCUGUCCCGUGGUAGCGAUAUCGAUGCGAAUGGUUACAAUGAUCUCGCCGUCGGCUCACCGAACGAUGAAAAGGUGUACGUGUACCGAACGUACCCGGUGGUAAGGAUCGAUGUGGACGUCACCUCAUCCAAGCGCGAACUAACGCUAGAGGACACUACGUUCGAUUUGUCGAUCUGUAUGAAUGCAAUAUUCGCCACUGGCCAGCAGUUUGAUGUGCAGCUCAAUUACGAGCUGAGCGUCGAUGCACAGGUUGGACGCGUUACCCUGCCCGGCGUGGGUGGCAACAAGCGAAACGAAACCAUCAACGUUACCGGCACGAACGAAUGCCGGCGCAUCGACGUUCGGCUGAAGGCCACAGCAGCCAGCAUCUAUAAGCCAGUGCUGGUCGAGCUGUCGUAUGAGCUGGUGCGCCAGCUGCCCGCCGAUACGGACGCUGGAUUCUGUGCCGAGUGUGCGCUGCUCGACCCGACCGUCCCGAACCGACUCAUCCAGAAGAUCUCGUUCAAAACGGGCUGCCAGGGAGAGGUGUGUGUAUCGGAUUUGCGUCUAUCCGCUCGGUGGCUAGACAUAUCGCCCGUGUACGUGCUCGGCAGUUCGAAGAAAGCGUCGAUAGAGUUUGAGGUGUACAAUGCGGGUGAGAAUGCCUAUUUGCCGCAGCUAAACGUAACCCUUACGCCGGUCCGCUUGACACUGGCUAAAUUGACGUCGGAAUGUCAGCAAACGAUUACCGUUGAGGGAGUUAAUGUGCUGUGCGAUCUGAACAAUGGUUUGCCGCUGAGGUCAUCGCACACCUCCCGAUACACGCUAAUCCUAGACAUGACGAAACUGGAGGGCAGCAGUGCCGAAAUACGGGCCGAAGCUCUGAGCUCCAGCGAAGAGUCGGCGCAGGAAGACAACUUCCUAGAGCAUGUGCUGACACUGCAAGAGUUCAGCGACAUCGAAAUUAUCGGAAAAACGUCCACCUCUGAGGUGUUCCUGGAGCAGCAAAGUGGUCUGCUUAAUAUCACGUACGAAAUUCAGGUCCACAGCAACGGUCCCAGCACGUUCCGUCGGUUGGGCUUUACGCUGGACGUGCCGCUGGUGUAUCACAAGCCCAGCGCUGGCCGAUCGUUUCAGAUUAUCAACCUUAACAACAUCGCUGUAGCGGGCUACUACAGCUACAAAACGCUCGACUACACCUGGACCCAGAACGAAACCAUUCUGUUGCCGAAUCCGAUCGAGCAGGAUCAUAUCCGUCCACCGGUUGUAGACGUCGAGGAGCUGCAUCGCUUACCGAGCGAUUUUGAUCUCCUUUCGGGCGGUGGCGGUGGAAUGGUCGGAUAUCCGGGCGAAAACCAACCGCACGGCUAUGAUCCAAGCUCGGUGGGUAUGCAUCGACGGCGCCGGAACCUGGAUGGUGGCCCGGAGUCCACCUACAACCGCUACACCGGCCAGCUAACCAGCCAUUCGCGAACCCGUCGUAGCUUGUCGAAGGUGAAUGAAGCCAUCGUGCAAGCACUGCCCGGCAAUCGCACCCUGUUCUUCAACUGUGCCGAGGAGGAUUCGUUGAUCGAGUGUGCCCGGCUGAACGUAGCGGUAGACAUCUUCCGUCCGACGAACGUGCCGAUCGUGAUAACGCUGCACUUCCAGCUCGACCUGGACGCCAUCGGUGAGGCGUUCCUCGAGCGGGAAGACAUCUUUGCACUGACGAUGCUAGCCGACGUGCACAAGGAGGGCGAUCCGGACGGUGUCACCUUCCGGCAGGUGCGCAGCAAUCCCUUCACGGUGGUGUACCGCUAUUCCGAUGGCAGCACACCCAUUUGGGUGUACAUUGUAUCCGCGCUCGGGGGGCUGUUGCUGCUCGUUGCGAUUUCGUACGGUUUGUAUCGAGCCGGUUUCUUCAAGCGCGCCACAAAGGAAGAAAUGGAGAAGCUUCAUCGGGAGAGCACCCGUCUACAUGAACCAGAGCAGGUGAACCAAUCACCGGCGGAGGUUAGCACCGAACUGAACUGAAAACCGUUGGCUUUUUUUUACUUUUUUUUGAAAAACACGCAUAGCGCUUAGUAAAGCGUUUCUUUGACACCAAAUCUUAUUAAUAGCUAAGUAUUACAUAGUGGUACUGCUGUACGCGGUAGAGUUGUGUUCGAUUUUAGUGUAUUGCAUAGGUGUAAUGUUCUUCUGCAAAAGAACGUUGCUUGCAGCUUUUUUAGUUUUGAGAGUAUGUUCAAGAAAGUUCAGCUACUUCAGGUAAAAGCAUUUAGCUAAUUCAUUCCUAAGUAAAUGCUUUUACCGCAUGCAGUAAAUGUAUGCAUUUCCUAUAUAUUUCAGAGUGUGUUGAAGCUUUAUAACUUUAGGGUUUAAUGAGCCAGAACAGGUAACUCAUCUGAGCUUGCACAGGCUUAUUGUUGACAAGCGGCGGGCUAGCUAACUUAUUCUUUCGAGAUUUAAGUCUUUACCACGCAGCCGGAUAGUCAAUCCUUGCUACGGAGGUACGGUCCAUUGUAGGCUUGAACCCAUGCUAGCUAACAGAGAUGUGAAUUAAAUGCUGUGCGUCGAGUAUGCGAUGGCCGUAUGAUACGCUAAACGAGGAAAUGUUGGAUAUUUGCCCUAAAAAUCAAUCAUAUUCGAACGGUAAUAUCGAGUACACGCAGCAUUAAUAAUUGUUAUUUGAUACAUGCAAAUUGUGCUUUUGGUAGAUAUUAUCGUAUAACUUGCGUAAUAGCAAAUGCACAGCAGAAUCAAUCCUGUUUUCAAGAAACACAUCAGAAAAAAAGGUGUAUUUUGGUUUCUAGUCAAUACUUUGUAGCUCUGUUAUUAUUGAUUGCUAACUACAAAUCAAGCAACGUAGUAAGAACAAAACUGUGUGAGCUAUAGGACGUUUAGAAAUGUAGUUUAUUUCUUAAAAUAAUAUACGAAAGCAAGAACUAAGACAUACAAUGUUGUUUUGGUGUGAGGUGCGGAAAGAUACGAAAAAAGAUGACGUAAAAACGAACCUGAAAUUGUGGGUUUUAAAUUAUCUUUCUUUGAAAAUAUUCAAAUACAUUAUGAAAUGUGCACUAACUGAAGGUUAAUUGAACUCCCCAACUAGCUAGUAGAUAUAGAUAUCUCUUAUCAAAAAUAAAUUUAGUUAUAUUAUUUUCAGUGAUUACCUAAUAAUUUCACGCAAAGAGCUGUAGAAAAAAUAGGAAAAAACAACGAAGGGGCUUAAGUUUACUAGAAAUCAUAUUUAUUCGUGGAGUAAUUCCAUUUCCUGUCGGUUGGAUGCAUUAAACAUCAAAUUUCUAGUUAUUUUUUGUAGUAAAAUAGAACAAAAAAUACUUUUCACUUUACUUCCAACGAAAGCAAUGGCAAGGCGUGUUAAAUUAUGUAGAAGGAAAAAAAAGUAGAAGUAAGAGUUGGAAGUAGUUUAGUUGGUGAUGCCAAUUUUUCUGUUGGUUUUCUAAUUCGCAUAUUCUGUUGAUUGAAAAUUGAUACAAAUAAAGGUUUUUUAUUGCA
This is a messenger RNA of Anopheles merus, 5947 nucleotides long. Its product is annotated as integrin alpha-PS3-like. Bases 1031 to 4465 code for a protein of 1144 amino acids. Gene Ontology annotation, biological process: integrin-mediated signaling pathway; cell-cell adhesion; cell adhesion mediated by integrin. The transcript is spliced from 7 exons. The record is from RefSeq and is a predicted model, not a curated record. Lineage: Eukaryota; Metazoa; Arthropoda; Insecta; Diptera; Culicidae. Gene Ontology annotation, cellular component: external side of plasma membrane; integrin complex. Gene Ontology annotation, molecular function: integrin binding.